Molecule: messenger RNA, 1226 nt
Organism: Glossina fuscipes
Lineage: Eukaryota; Metazoa; Arthropoda; Insecta; Diptera; Glossinidae
Gene: Wnt6
Product: protein Wnt-6
Exons: 4
Coding region: 1-1167 (388 amino acids)
Biological process (GO): canonical Wnt signaling pathway; multicellular organism development; neuron differentiation
Cellular component (GO): extracellular region
Molecular function (GO): cytokine activity; frizzled binding
Source: RefSeq, a predicted model, not a curated record
AUGCGGUUACUUAUGGUUAUUGCAAUCGUUAUAUUUGCAAUGCCAAUAACGGGAUUCGGUUGGGCUGAGGGCUCUAAUAUAUUACUUGAUCCAUAUUUAAUGUGUAAAAAGACACGCCGGCUACGUGGUAAAAUGGCUGAAAUUUGCCGUCACGAUUCUGCUCUUCUAAAGGAGAUCAUCAACGGCAUUAAUCUAGGCUUCCGAGAAUGUGAAUUUCAAUUUCGGAAUCGUCGCUGGAAUUGCACUGCUUUACGUAAAAGCAUGAGAAAAAUCCUAAUGAGAGAUACUCGAGAAACCGGUUUUGUAAACGCUAUUACUUCGGCCGGUGUUACUUAUGCGGUGACCAAAGCAUGUACCUUAGGGAACUUAAUUGAAUGUUCUUGCGAUCGCAGCCAUUCGCGACGAAAUGGCGGUCAACCACAAAUGGUAAAUGCUGUUACGGCGGUUGCAGCCUUAGAACGACAGCAAGCAGCCUAUGAAAAGAUUAAUACAACAAAUGUUGCAAAACGUGGCAGAGGUAAAAAUCGCCGGGGGAGACUUCUAAAGAACAUUAAAUUCCCAGAAGGCGAAUGGGAAUGGGGUGGUUGCAGUGAUAAUGUCAAUUUUGGAUUUCGUCAUUCUCGCGUAUUUUUAGAUUCUCGAUAUAGGCGUCGAAGUGAUUUGCGUACAAUGGUAAAAUUACACAAUAAUCGAGCAGGACGUUUGACUAUACGUGACUCGAUGCGAUUGGAAUGCAAAUGCCACGGAUUAUCUGGAUCAUGCACUGUGAAAACAUGUUGGUUGAAAAUGCCACCUUUUCGAGAAGUGGCUGCCCGUCUACGCGAUAAAUUCGAUCGUGCCUCGAAAGUUAUAUUACGUAACGACGGUAAUAGUUAUAUGCCCGAAAUUGAAACGUUGAAACAACCCACAAAGUAUGAUUUAGUCUAUUCGGAUGAUUCGCCUGAUUUUUGUGAGCCGAAUAUGCGUACCGGUUCUGUGGGAACACAGGAACGAGAGUGCAAUGCUACGUCAUUAAAAUCAGAUAGUUGCGAGCAAUUAUGCUGCAAUCGGGGCUACAAGCAUCGCAUUGUCUCCGAAUGGGUUAAUUGUAAAUGUGUAUUUAAAUGGUGCUGUGAGGUAACAUGUGAGAAAUGCCUUGAAAAACGUGAAAUCAAUACUUGUUUAUAGUAUGUAAACAAUACUUUUGUAAAAUUUUAAAAAUUUCUUGUAAAAAAAAGAAGCUUUCC